GCCAUCUCUCGCACAAACAACAGACUCGACAAACGCUCACGCACAUCACACACGACUUCUCGACUCCUCAACGCAACUCACCCAUAGCCUCAACUCUCCUCUUCCACCGUCUUCUACAUACAUACCACUACUCUCUCUCCACCUUCGCCCAUACAUACUACUACUACAAAAACAACCCAGCUACAAUCAGCAGCACCAACAAAUCCAACAACAGCCACCCGUUCCGGCAACGCCUCCUCACCCUUACUCCAACUCUGCCUCCUCGACACAACAGACCGUCUCUCUCCGGCCAAUUCGUCUUCCCCCGCUCGACCUCCGUCUUACCCCUUCUGCGCCUAGCCCUCGUUUUCUCGCCUCUCGCCAUCCAUCCGUCAAAAUGACUCGCUCUCACAAGUACAACGACCGUGACCACAAGGGCAUUGCCGACGGCAGCGUCUCUCCAACAGAAAACUUGCCGCGCUUCUUUGCCAAGAACGGCUUUGUUGACAGCGAUCCCAAGAAGAUCAAGAAGGACGGCUCUGGCAAGGGCAACUGGGGAAGUGCCGGCGAGGAAGUCGUGGAUGAAGAUUUCCGCUUCACCAAUGCCCGUCGCCGCUCCAACAGCUUUUCCCACCACAACCUUUCCGACUUCAAGACCAAGUUUGAGGUGAACGAGCCUGAUCCUCUCUUCGAAGAGUCCGUCCACGGACCCGUUGAUGAGGAGAACGGUAACGACCUCUCCAAGACGGACUCCGCCGAGAGUGUUCACUCCGUCUAGACGAGACAAGCUGUCUCGCGCCCAGAGACGUGCCAUCAGUCCUGCUCUAUCCUGGACCUGUCUUGAUGCAUCCCACUAUGCAUGAAUGAUGCGUAUUACUUUAUAGUCUCGAAACCUCUUAUUUUUCUUUUCCAUUUUUUUCGGGGAGGAUGGAAAGUGGGAUUUGACAUCCAAAGACUGGACAUGAUGGCACUCCAUCUGUGGCCAAAGUUAUGAUACAUGCCCGCCGUGACGUUGCUUUGCCGGCGAAGGAUAUGUAUUACUGUACAAUAUGUUAUUUGUUUUCUCUUUCCAU
This is a messenger RNA of Trichoderma reesei QM6a, 1052 nucleotides long. RefSeq lists its product as uncharacterized. The transcript has 3 exons. The coding region runs from base 377 to 757 and encodes 126 amino acids. Lineage: Eukaryota; Fungi; Ascomycota; Sordariomycetes; Hypocreales; Hypocreaceae. The record is from RefSeq and is a predicted model, not a curated record.